GAAAACUUUAUAUAUUAUACAACGUAAACUGGUAAUCCAAAUCCUAUGUUAACAACUUUUAAGGCUGAUUUACAAAACGAUUACCAUCUUAAAGGUAGGUAAUAAGAACAGAUAAGUACAGCUCAAAGCUUUUUUAAGUUAAUAAAUUGAUAAAAUUUACUCUAUCAUAAGAGUGUUUAGUGCUUACUCUUAGUUAAUAAUUAUUAGAACACAACAAAACAAAAGAAGACAAAAACUUUCAGCUACUUAACUCUUCUUGCUUCUUAUCUUCACUCCUCGCCAAACCCUAAAUCAUGGGUGAAGGAGAAGCAAAAGCAGAGCAAGCAACCAAAGCAGAUCACAAGCAUGCUCACUCCGCUUCUUCAACGCCGGAAUCUUACUCCAAAGACGGCGACCGACGAGGCGGCGGAGACGCUUACCGCGCAUUCUGCGGCGCCAUUUUUUCCAUCCUCGUCUUACUAGGAAUCAUCGCUUUAAUACUCUGGCUCGUCUACCGUCCCCACAAGCCACGUCUCACCGUCGUCGGAGCAGCCAUAUACGACCUCAACUUCACGGCUCCGCCGUUAAUCUCAACCUCCGUUCAGUUCUCCGUCUUGGCCCGAAACCCAAACAGGAGAGUCUCUAUUCAUUACGACAAGCUGUCCAUGUACGUUACCUACAAAGAUCAGAUCAUAACGCCGCCGCUUCCACUUCCACCGCUUCGGCUAGGACAUAAAUCUACGGUGGUGAUAGCUCCGGUGCUGGGCGGCGCCGGGAUACCGGUUUCGCCGGAAGUGGCUAACGGGUUGAAGAGUGAUGAAGCUUACGGUCUUGUUUCAAUGAGAGUGGUGGUUAUAGGGAGGCUACGUUGGAAAGCUGGUGCGAUUAUGACUGGGAGGUAUGGAUUCUAUGCAACGUGUGAUGUGUGGAUGAGAUUUAAUCGAUCUUCUAAUGGUCAAGUUCCUCUUCUCGCUCCUCCAACUUGUACAGUUGAUGUCUAGUUUUUAUUUUAUUUUGUAAUGUGUUCUUUUUUUACCUUUGUGUUAAGAAAAUAGUUUUAUUGUAAUUGUGUAAACUUUUCGCUUAUCUUGAGAAUAAAUCCAGAGCCACAAGCCAGAU
Molecule: messenger RNA, 1098 nt
Organism: Eruca vesicaria subsp. sativa (arugula)
Lineage: Eukaryota; Viridiplantae; Streptophyta; Magnoliopsida; Brassicales; Brassicaceae
Source: the annotation of a GenBank genome assembly